CCCCACCUCCCAUUGGCCGACCCAAACCAGCCCCAUAAAUAACUAAAAGAGAAUUUGUUAAUGCAAUUACAAUGUAAAAUGUUAAACUGGGUAAAAGUAAUAUAAAACGUCUCUGGAAAUUGUUAUAGGUGAACAGUUCCACUAUAGAGCACAUACAAAUGUACUAUGCAAUUUAAAUGUUUUUCCUGGGCCCUAUUAAAGGGAAUACAGUUUUGUAUCCCAUCAAAGUAAUGGCAACGACAACUUUGGGUUAUUAAAGCCUAUUACAACAGCUUUCGAAAUUAUAUAAAAGCAGUAUGGAAACAUUUCACUUCGAAGUGACCUUUUUAUGUAAAAAAUAUCAGUUUUAAUGCCCCAAAGAUUGAAUCUGAGAAGUGUAUCAUAAUGCUUCACAAAAUGUGUAUCCUGCGUCCCAGAUUAAAUAGGAGAUCUUAGGAAAACUUUUAAGUUAAGGUGUGCCCUCGCUUACAAACUCCAGGAUCCACUGUAUUGUUAUUUAUGUAGGGAAGCAAUUAAAUGUUUCUGGUUAAUGUGUUUUGGAAACGAAAGCCACAUUUUUUACUGGGCCCUAACCCGAAGAAUACACCGGUGUUAUUGGCUUUUCCAUGCAUAGAACGUGUGGAUCAACACAUGGAUCAACAUGUCCAAGGUGUGCCAAAGUUCUUGGGAACGAAUUACACCCGAGGAAUAAGCCCGUUAUUUUUUUUAAGGGUAAAAUCAAAAUCAAUACUGUGUUCCAUCGUAUGAGUGUUAUUUCUUAUUAAUUUACAUGUUCUUCGAGUUCAUAAACUGGUUUACCUGCGAGAAAAUGUGUACAAUCUUGGUUAAAAAGUAUGAAAAGCUAUAUAUAAAAGCUUGUACCCUGUAGGUGAGCCCUCGGGUCUCAAUUAUAAUGUUCAGGGACGUCACAAUUGUAUAAACUGCGAAUGAAGGGGGGGGGGGUUCUGUACAUCUUAAUUAACAUAAGUGAUGAGACUGAAAAAUCAGAGUGACUCAAGCUGCACUACGGCGUCAUCUAAAAGACGGGGUUCGAACUUCCAUUUCUUGGUUUUGCAGCCCCCUUCCCACAAUUGAGUACAUGUGCACAAUAGUGUCUUUAUCGUUGCCUUCACAAAGGUUGAAUUACAUUCCAGAGUUAAAAGUUGACUGUAUAAAUUAUUAUUGAAGUUGGUGCACAAUAUGCUCUUUGAUGUUUUGUAUUCACUUAUUACAUUACUAUAAGUCCAUUGUAUGUGCUACUUUUACAAUAUUGACUUGUGACUUGUGCGAUGUGUACAAAGAAGUAACCCACUUGUGGUAUAACGUAAUCACUGAUUUACAGUGUGUAUAGACAAGUCAGUAUGGCCAAUCUUUUCGAGACGACACGACAUACUCUAACCUAUAGAAUAACGUGUAUAGUUCUGAGCACUUGAAAGAUUUCCAGCGAAGACAUGGAGGAUAUAUUAGCUCUGCGUAUAUACAAGACUUUUGUAGGGAUUCUAGGCAUUUUGGGGAAUAGCCUUGUUUGUCUUGUCAUCUUCAAAGUACGAUCAAUGAAAACUCGUACGAACGCCUUCAUCUUUCACCAAGCAGUGAUUGAUUUAUUGGGCUCUACAAUGGUUCUCUUGAAGAGCGAAGUUCCUUUGCCCAGUCCGCUUCCCGAUGACGCCCUAGGCUGGUUUCUAUGCCAUGUCUGGUUCUCUAACCUCGUCUUGUUUUACUUCUUCGUCAUUUCAACUUUUAACCUGUUGGUGUUGACCAUGGAGCGGUACUUUGCAAUCGUGUACCCUUUCAAGUAUCUGGCGGUAUUCAUGAAGUAUCCUUGCCUGAAAGUUGGGGUCAUCAUGGCGAUUUGUUGGGUCAUCGCUGCCGCUAUGAAGUCCUAUCUAAUGCUUAUCUUCAUCUUACAAGAUGGCGAAUGCCUUUCCGUUCCAGGAUCAAGGGCUGUAGGGAUCCUUACUGCCUUCUUCGAGUAUGUCAUCCCAGUUGUUGUGAUGCUCUUCGCUUACAUUCGCAUCAGUGUGGAGAUGAAGCGGGGAGCAGCCCAGCAUCUCCCCGGUGGAGCAAACGCACCGGACAUGGCCGAGUCACUCCUCCGUGCAAGACGUAGCACCUUUAAGAUGCUUCUGAUCGUCUUCGUCACAUUCUUGAUCUGCUGGACGCCAAACGAACUGAUCUUCUUCAUGUUUAAUGUUGGCUGGCUGGAUUUGGAGUUCAACGAGUGGUAUUACUUGCUGUCUGUUGCAAUGGUAGCAACCAACUGCUGCGCCAAUCCAGUGAUCUACGCGUUCAAAUACCGUCAGUUUCGCUCCGGUUUAAAGGAACUGUUCUGUCUUUGUAGAAAAAGUCGUCCCAACCUUGACAGCUCAUAUAUCGCUACUGGUGGGUACCCAACACAGCUUCAAGAAGACAUACAAACUACCUAAAUAAUA
Messenger RNA from Asterias rubens (European starfish), 2411 nucleotides. Its product is annotated as kappa-type opioid receptor-like. The transcript has a single exon. Gene Ontology annotation, biological process: G protein-coupled receptor signaling pathway. The record is from RefSeq and is a predicted model, not a curated record. Gene Ontology annotation, molecular function: G protein-coupled receptor activity. The coding region runs from base 1431 to 2405 and encodes 324 amino acids. Gene Ontology annotation, cellular component: membrane. Lineage: Eukaryota; Metazoa; Echinodermata; Asteroidea; Forcipulatida; Asteriidae.